ACUAGGGUUUGGGUAAACAAUGGACGAUGCCGCGCGGGAGCUCAUGGAGCUCAAGGCGCUCAUCACCAAAACGCUGGAGAAGCGCGGCGUCCUGGCCAGGAUCCGGGCAGAGCUCCGGGCCAAUGUGUUUGCUGCCAUCGAGGAGCAAGAGCGCGCCGAUGGAGACGCCAAUGCCUUUUCUCUCAUCGGCGGCUGCAAUGAUCGAGCAAAGGACCUACACUCGUCUCAAGCCGGAAAGCUCUUGAGUGGCUUGAUAUGCGAGUAUCUGGAGUGGUGCUCUCUCGAUCGGACACUCAAAAUCUACUUGCCGGAAUCCAACAUCCCCAGAGGAUUUUCCAGAGCUGAGCUCCAAGACAAGCUUGGAUUGAAUGGAACCGACGAGUCGUCUCCUCUUCUACUAAAGAUUCUAGACGAGUACCUAAAGCUCGAGAAACGAGGAGGAAGAGGCCAAGCGCUAAAGCAGCCAUCGUCUAGCACUGGAGAAUGUAUAGAACAAUUAAGGGGACUCAACAUCGGCUCUUAGAAAGCCUCUUACCUUUCUAUGCUUGUACAAUAAAGUGAGACACAGCCACACACAGCAGCAGCGUACUUAUACUUUUCAUUCGCUAGCUUGAAUGUUUGUUUGUGAUUCAAUGGAAGGAAAUUACAGCUCUCCAUGGCAGUGGGAGGAACGAGACAACGCUGUGCUUGCCUGCCGCUACACAGAGAUUAGAUCGGAAAGAGAGAAAUGGUUACCAGCGUCACAAAAUUGGGCUGAGUUGCCCAUUACUGGUGGCAUUAUCGGUGUUCUUCUUUCGUCUAUAGAAUAAAACGUACGCUGCGGGACUCUUGAGAUGA
This is a messenger RNA of Selaginella moellendorffii, 837 nucleotides long. RefSeq names its product protein TONNEAU 1a. Gene Ontology annotation, cellular component: microtubule organizing center. Gene Ontology annotation, molecular function: protein binding. NCBI's taxonomy places the organism in Eukaryota, Viridiplantae, Streptophyta, Lycopodiopsida, Selaginellales, Selaginellaceae. The record is from RefSeq and is a predicted model, not a curated record. The transcript is spliced from 6 exons. Gene Ontology annotation, biological process: microtubule anchoring. Bases 20 to 523 code for a protein of 167 amino acids.